UUCUACUUCGACUUGGCCAUGGUGAUGAAAUCUCAACAGAUGGCCUUGACAGCUAAGUACACAACUUCACACGUUGAGUUGGCAGAGCCGUUCAGGCAGUUCACAACUUGUCAGAUGGAAAGGCAUUUCUAAAACAUUAAAAAUACAGAAUUUUUAUUUACAUUAUGUAUUUAUAUACGUGUCCGCUUCAAUUUAAUCGAGUUGGUGAAUAAAGCAUUCAGGCCCAUUUUCCAACAAAGACAAAUUAUUUUGGUAUUGUGUGGCUACACUGCAAAAUAUUUAAUAGAAAGGUAAAUGGUUGGGUAAAUGUAUUUACGUCGGAAUUUAAUGGUACGAUUUGAUAGGGUUAUUAUCAGCUGUUGCUCAGAGUGGUGAAAUGUGAAUUGACGUGGAAAAUGAAAUCGCCUCGCUUGCAGUUACGUCAAAUAAUACUAUGUGUCGAUUGUAAAAAAAAUUUUUAAACGACAGUUACGGAUUGCUUGUAAAAUUGAAAAGCAGAAUUCCAUACUGAAUUAUUUUACUUUAUUGAAAUCGGUCAAAGAAAAAUCUUCUCUUUGAUAGCUUCUGAAUGGCUAGAUACUUUGUGCAUUUACAAUUAAUGCAAUGAAUUUUCUCAGGUAACCCCGAAAUAAUUUCCUAGUGUUUUUUUUUUUUUAAUCUGUAUAAAUACUUAUCUGUAAUUGGAAUUGCCUGAAUGACUAGAGACCAUAAUGGAUAACCAGAAUACAAACGCUGUUGAUCACCCUUCAUUACGUAAUUACUUUUCUCAGGAUACUUCAGUAUCACAAGCAUCCACUUUUUUUGACCGAUUGCCAUCUGCAAAUGGCCCAGCAAUGAUGACUAGUGUGCGAGAAAGUGCAUCCUCACACGAUUUGUUUAAAGCUGCGAAUAGUCAGUCAUUUCCCAUCCAGUCUUCUCUAUCAACACCUCUUACUUCUGCAAUGACAACGGUGUCUUCGACAACCAUCAUGGAAAACUUUCGACAGCCUCUCAAAACAGACAGCGAUUGUAAGCCGGAGCAGGGUGCAGACUUGGUCCCGGAUGUCAGUAAUGGUUUAGACUGCAAAACUUUGGUCAAGGAAGAGCCUGUUGUUUGCAAAAUUUUCUCUCAAGAAGCCUGUAAAAACUCUGACAAAAAUUUUUUUGACUUGAUCAGCCCUGCCUCUAAUCAACAGUUUGCAACAUCAGCACCUCCAUCGAAACCAAGUUUGGAUCUGAUAAUACCUGGGCUAUCAACAAGCGUAGCCAGCAGUAUGAUGACCAGCCCAGACUUCUCCUCCACGACGGGUGGAUCAUUCCCGACAUCUUCACCUCUUGUGACCCCCACACCUCCCGGCGAGAUGCUGGAGCCGAUCCUAAGUGACAGUGCUUUUGGAAAAAGUUCCGGUGCUCACCCGAGUGAAGUGGACAGGCGGAGGGAUGCGUGGAUACCGUGUGAUCGCACCAGACAAGCGCUAAUCGCAGUGGCAACCUCGUCGCCCGGGAGCUACACUCCUGACAGAGAGCUGCUGACAAUGCCUGGUGUCGUCAUGGAAGGUAACAUGGUCGACACUGUCCAUGAGUUCGUCAAUCACCUCCUGGGAGAAGCGGAGGCAGCCAAGCGCCAAGUCCUCACCGCCAACGACGUGACACAAGAUGUACGUGGUCUGCGGGAGCUCAUCCAGGCAGGUUGUUACAGAGCGGCUGUCAACCUCACGAGUCAGCUGCUGACAAUCUACGGCCAAGGAGUCGGCAGGUCUGGACACCCCAGCAAGCACACGGUCCACUCUAUACAGCUGUGGUUCACCCGCAUCGCCCUCCUGGUGAAGCUGCGGUCGUUCUCGUUGGCGGAGUCGGAGUCGGAGCCGUUCGGGGACCUGGACCGGCCGGACCUAUACUUCCAGUUCUACCCGGAGCUGCACGGGGGCCGGCCGGGCUCCAUGGCGCCCUUCGCCUUCCGCCUGCUGCUGGCCGAGCUGCCCCAGUACACGGGCAGGCACCGCGAGGCGCUCUCGCGGCUGCACGCACUGCUCGCGACUACACGCAAGAUCAUCAAGAAUCUAGCCAGUGGUUUGUGCGAGGAUGGCAGCCGCAUAGAGCUGAGCCCCAGCGACAGAGCUGAAUCAAAGAAACUGUGGGUGAGCCGUGAAGUGCGAGUGUUGCACUCAAUCGUGAACUGUGCAAUUUACCAGAAGGAUUUCAGCCUGGCCGUGGAGCUGAUGGAACUGAUACUCGGCUCGUACGACUGGCCGGGCCUCCAGAGGCGCGACCUGCACUCCGCCCUGGGCAGGAUAUACCUCCAGCUCGGCGACCUGGCUGGGGCAGAGAAGAACUUUGCAGUGGCAAGGGAGCUCCGGCAUCAACAACGGGGCUCACUCCCUAGUGAGCCUGACUUGCGAGACCUGGUGGACAAAGGUCUGAUGGCGGUAGCCGAUAACAACUUCCAAGAGGCUCACGAAUAUUUCCAGAAGGCGUUAGAAAUAGAUCCAGCUAACAUCAUGUUGCUGAACAACAUGGGUGUGUGCCUGCUGUACCUGGGCCGCCUGAAAGAGGCCCUUGCACUGCUGGAGGGUGCGGUGAACAACAACCCUACGCAGGGCUUGCACGAGAACCUUCUGCUCAACGUCUGCACACUGUAUGAGCUGGAGAGCUCCUUCAGCAACCAGAAGAAGCUGAGCCUGCUGAGGCAGCUGAGUCAGCACAAGGGAGAUGGCAUGUGUGUCAGUUGCCUCAAGCUGCAGAUGUGAAUUGCACCAACACUUCUGAUGCCUGCUGCUGUGAUCUUACAUCAUCCCCGUAUCUCUUUCAUUUUCAUCUUUCAAAAAUUAAUUAUUCUAAGUGGUCAUUAAUUUUGUUGUUUUAUGCCGGGUGUCUGUGGGUCACGAAAAUCACAAAAAAUCUAAAAAAAAACUGAAUGACUGGUCACAAAACUUAAGCAGUCUUACCAUAUUUCAUUUUGUUUUUUGAUGCCUUCACAUCAGUUUAUAGUCACACAUUAAAUAUAAAUAUUUGCAGACUUUAGAAUAUAGAUUGUAGAAUUCGAUCAUGUGGAAUAUGUCUGAAAAUAUUUGGCUUUAGCCUUAACAUAUUAUUCACAGGAACAUGCUGAUUUUUAUCUUUAUUUAAUACAUUUAAUUUUGCUUAUUAAAUAUAAAAAAUUACCUUGUGAUGUGGAAAAGUUGUAAGAAAUUUUAUAAUAAGAUCCUGAAAAGUGCCGAAAUCAGUUCACCAGGUGUUCAUAGAUUAUCUGCAUAUUUUGUGUGUAUAUAUGUUCAUUUAUUUUGUAUUCAUAUGUAUUUAUUUGACUGUAUAAAUGAAAAUGUGUGUUCAA
This is a messenger RNA of Bacillus rossius redtenbacheri, 3310 nucleotides long. Its product is annotated as trafficking protein particle complex subunit 12. Bases 711 to 2726 code for a protein of 671 amino acids. Lineage: Eukaryota; Metazoa; Arthropoda; Insecta; Phasmatodea; Bacillidae. Gene Ontology annotation, molecular function: protein binding. The transcript has 8 exons. Gene Ontology annotation, cellular component: TRAPP complex; Golgi apparatus. The record is from RefSeq and is a predicted model, not a curated record.